CCCCCAACGCCUCUCUAUGGCAGCAAAAGCUUGAGAAAAUAAUUUUCGUUUUCUGUGUGUCAAAAAAUACUUAAACGCAAAGAAAACGUAAAGACAUUAACUCAAAGUCGCAUACGGUUCUACACCAUAGUCAUACCUUCUUCUUCUUCUUUUUUUCUUUCUAAAAUCUGAAUUUCAGUUCAUUUCAAUUCUGCGUUUUGUUCAAGAGAGUAAUUCUUUAGUAUUAAGAGCGACUGUGGUUUUAUCUUUCUGAAAAAAAAAUUUAUGUUUUAUUAAUAGCUGAUUCUCAAAUGCUGGAUAGCUUUUUAGUUUGUUUAAUUAUUGGAUUCGGUCACAAUUAGGGUUUGUUAGUGGAAGUUAUAAUGUUAUCGAACCAUCUAAAUAACGGGAUCGAGACGGCAAAGCUGGUGUGGUCUCGGAUUCCACAUUCGGAGGAAGGUGUUGGUCUAUUGACUAGUAGCGGUGCGAGCAGUGCCGAGAGUCUUGAUUAUGAAGUUAUUGAAAAUUAUGCUUAUAGAGAAGAGCAGGCGCAGAGAGGGAAGCUUUAUAUUGGAUAUUAUGUGGCUGUUAAGUGGUUAUUUGCUUUGCUAAUUGGCAUUGGUACUGGAUUAGCUGCAGUUUUCAUUAACUUAUCUGUUGAGAACUUCGCUGGAUGGAAAUUUUCGCUUACUUUUUCGAUAAUACAGAAGUCAUAUUUUGCCGGCUUUGUAUUAUAUGUAUUGUUCAACCUGGCUUUAGUUUAUUCAUCUGUAUAUAUCAUCACACAAUUUGCACCUGCAGCAGCAGGAUCUGGUAUUCCUGAAAUUAAGGGUUAUCUGAAUGGGAUCGAUAUUCCUGGUAUUCUACUAUUCAGAACCUUGGUUGGAAAGAUAUUUGGAAGCAUUGGUUCUGUGGGAGGUGGUCUUGCUUUAGGAAAAGAAGGUCCUCUUGUUCAUACUGGGGCUUGUAUUGCUUCAUUGCUUGGACAAGGUGGAUCCACCAAAUAUCAUUUAAGUUCGAGGUGGCUACAAGUUUUCAAGAGUGAUCGCGAUCGCCGUGAUCUUGUAACCUGUGGGUGUGCAGCUGGAGUUGCUGCUGCUUUUAGAGCUCCAGUUGGUGGUGUUUUGUUUGCAUUGGAAGAGGUUACAUCCUGGUGGAGGAGCCAACUUAUGUGGCGUGUCUUUUUUACUUCCGCUAUUGUGGCUGUGGUUGUGCGUACUGCAAUGGGGUGGUGUAAGAGUGGGAAUUGUGGGCAUUUUGGUUCAGGUGGCUUCGUAAUAUGGGACAUAUCAGAUGGUCAAGAGGACUACUCUUUCGCAGAGUUACUUCCAAUGGCAGUGAUUGGGGUGAUUGGUGGUCUACUUGGGGCCUUAUUUAACCAACUGACACUAUAUAUAACUCAGUGGCGCCGAAAUUAUUUACAUAAGAAAGGAAACCGAGUUAAGAUUAUUGAAGCAUGCCUCAUCUCUGUGAUUACAUCAGCUAUUUCUUUUGGACUGCCACUUUUAAGAAAAUGCAGUCCAUGUCCUGAAAAAGAUGCUGACAUUGAGUGCCCAAGGCCUCCGGGAAUGUAUGGAAAUUAUGUAAAUUUUUAUUGUGGCACGAAUAAGGAAUACAACGAUCUUGCUACAAUUUUCUUUAAUACUCAGGAUGAUGCAAUAAGGAAUCUGUUCAGUGCAAAGACGAUCCAUGAAUACAGUGCCCAGAGUUUGUUGACAUUUCUGGUAAUGUUUUAUACCUUAGCAGUGGUGACAUUUGGUGCUGCAAUUCCUGCUGGUCAGUUUGUUCCUGGAAUAAUGAUAGGGUCAACAUAUGGACGCCUUGUUGGAAUGUUUGUUGUUAAAUUCUACAACAAGCCCAACAUUGAGGAGGGAACAUAUGCUUUGUUGGGUGCUGCUUCUUUCCUUGGAGGUUCAAUGCGGAUGACAGUCUCUUUAUGUGUCAUCAUGGUUGAGAUCACAAACAACUUGAAACUCUUACCUCUAAUCAUGCUUGUUCUUCUUAUAUCAAAGGCUGUUGGUGAUGCUUUUAAUGAAGGUCUAUAUGAAGUACAGGCCAGAUUAAGAGGCAUUCCUUUACUGGAAUCUAAACCUAAGUACCAGAUGAGAACAAUGACAGCAAGGGAAGCUUGUGGAAAUCAAAAGGUUGUCUCCUUUCCUCGUGUUGCAAAAGUUGCAGAUGUGGUUUCUAUUUUGCGAAGCAAUAAACACAAUGGUUUUCCUGUGAUUGAUCACACAAGAAAUGGAGAAACACUGGUAAUUGGGCUUAUGCUUCGCAGUCAUUUGCUAGUGCUCCUUCAGUCUAAGGUGGAUUUUCAACAUAGUCCUUUGCCCUGUGAUCCAAGAGGUGGAUCCAGGUCAAUCAGGCACAAUUUCAGUGAAUUUGUGAAACCAGUUUCUAGUAAAGGAAUUUGUAUAGAGGAUAUUCAUCUAAGUUCAGAUGACUUGGAAAUGUACAUAGAUCUUGCCCCAUUUCUGAAUCCUUCGCCAUAUGUUGUCCCGGAGGAUAUGUCCUUAACAAAGGUAUAUAAUAUUUUCCGCCAACUAGGGCUAAGGCAUAUAUUUGUUGUCCCCCGUGCUUCUCGUGUGAUUGGCUUGAUUACAAGAAAGGAUUUGCUUAUUGAGGAUCAUGAGGAUUCAGCUAAUAUGGAGCUUCAAUCAACUAGUGUAAGAACUCAUCAUCAAGAUAAAAGAAUGUUCACUAGGAAUACGGAUGUGGAACGCCCCCUUCUCAAUGGUCUUCUGGUCCAAGAUCAUGUGCCUGAUUGAAAUCAAUGUCCAAUUUUUCCUCUUUGGAUCACAUUCGGGAAUGUGGCUAAUGCUGCCGACCGAUGCGUUUGAAGACCAAUUCUUUUUGCUUCAUCCAAUUCUUCCCAUAAUAUCCAUAUCAUCUGGAGUUUCGUUUCCAUAAAUCAUCAUUAUUUGUUGCUCCUCUUUCAAGCAGGGGUUCAACCGCACUCAUCUAAUUUUUUGUAAUGUGAAGAACAUGCAAAUUAUAGAAAAUGGGAACUUGGUGGAAUAGUCUUGUCAGAAUGGAGAAUAGUGGGAGAAUGUUGCAACUGCGCAGACAGUGGUGGUGGUGCAUUGUAAAGAGAGUAAUUUCUUUGGUUUAAUGUAUCCAAUGAAAAGAUAUUAUACAUUUGGUAAAUCUGAACAUGUAAUUAAGGUAGUGGAAGGUUGCAUUUUCUUGAA
This is a messenger RNA of Ricinus communis (castor bean), 3170 nucleotides long. Its product is annotated as chloride channel protein CLC-d. The record is from RefSeq and is a predicted model, not a curated record. The transcript is spliced from 23 exons. Lineage: Eukaryota; Viridiplantae; Streptophyta; Magnoliopsida; Malpighiales; Euphorbiaceae. Gene Ontology annotation, molecular function: voltage-gated chloride channel activity. Gene Ontology annotation, biological process: chloride transport; transmembrane transport. Gene Ontology annotation, cellular component: membrane; intracellular membrane-bounded organelle. Bases 363 to 2747 code for a protein of 794 amino acids.